UCAACACUGCCAUGACUAGGAAGAAGGUGAACCUUGCCUACAUCACCAGUGACGCAAAGAGGAAGGGAACAUUCAAGAAGAGAAAGAAUGGUUUGAUCAAGAAGAUUGAUGAAAUCAGCACGCUCUGUGGGAUCGAAGCGUGCGCUAUCAUCUUUGAUCAAAACGAUCCUCAACCAGAGGUCUGGCCUUCACCAUGGGGAGUGCAAACAGUGCUGUCAAAGUUUAAGAGAUUGCCCGAACUUGAGCAAAGCAAAAAAAUGUUCAAUCAAGAGAGUUUCUUGAAGCAAAGGAUCCAAAAAGCUCAAGAACAGCUGAAGAAACAAAGGAACGACAACAAAAGGAAGGAAAUGACCCAUCUGAUGUUUCAAUGCCUUAAUGCUGGUCAGAUUUUUGACCAUGUUGGCAUGGAUGAUCUCAAUGAUAUCUCAUGGUUGAUCGAUCAGAACUUGAAACAGAUCGAUAGGAAACUCGAUCAGUCUCAAGCUGAAGAGGUUGUUCAAAACCAAGCUGGAAAUGUGAGUGGAGGGGAGCAGGGAAUGGAGAACAUUGCUGAUCCAAUGCAAAGGCAGCAUUGGCCAAUGGAUUUCACCAACAACAACAUUGGUGAUGUGUUACCAUUUGAAAAUGGUAACAAUGUACCAUUUGGUAACAAUGUGCCACAUGGUUUCUGGCCUUGAUCAACAAGUCUCUUGAAAAAUGAUCAUCAUUUACUUUGUUGUU
Molecule: messenger RNA, 720 nt
Organism: Medicago truncatula (barrel medic)
Lineage: Eukaryota; Viridiplantae; Streptophyta; Magnoliopsida; Fabales; Fabaceae
Product: agamous-like MADS-box protein AGL80
Exons: 2
Coding region: 12-677 (221 amino acids)
Biological process (GO): positive regulation of transcription by RNA polymerase II
Molecular function (GO): protein dimerization activity; DNA-binding transcription factor activity, RNA polymerase II-specific; RNA polymerase II cis-regulatory region sequence-specific DNA binding
Source: RefSeq, a predicted model, not a curated record